GACACAGAAUCUUUUUAAAGACGGCAGAUACGACUCAGAGGGGCAUUGAGGGAAGAAGAAACGGGGAGACCGAGACGUUCCACGAAAGAGAAAGGAGCAGAGAAUGUCCAGAGCUGACUGGUCCUUCCUGGAGCACCUACUGGAGGAGGGCCAGGAGUAUUCGACAGGCAUCGGCCGGGUCUGGCUCACCGUUCUCUUCCUGUUUCGCAUGCUGGUGCUCGGUACAGCGGUCGAGUCGGCCUGGGACGACGAGCAAGCGGACUUCGUCUGUAACACGCGACAACCGGGCUGCACGGCCGUCUGCUACGACAAAGCCUUCCCCAUCUCCCAUUUUCGCUAUUUUGUCCUCCAAGUCAUCUUCGUCUCCACACCGACCAUCUUCUACUUUGGAUACGUGGCGAUACGGUCCGGGAAGGAAGAAGUCGGGAUCGAGGAAGGCAAGCAGGUGGAAGAAGGAGAGAGCAAAAAUGUGUCAAAACAUAAUGAGAAGCACAACAAGGGAGCUGCUAGCAAAGUUUGCAUAACUCAGAGGAGCCCACCUGAAGCUCCAAAACUAAAAGGCAAAUUGUUAUGUGCGUACACGUUCAGCAUUCUUCUAAAAGUUCUCCUAGAGGUCGGCUUCAUCCUGGGGCUGUGGUUCCUUUAUGAUGGCUUCCUGAUCGAAGCAAAGUUCGAGUGCGUAGGCUUCCCCUGCCCUCACACGGUGGACUGCUUCGUCUCGCGGCCCACAGAGAAGACCAUCUUCACCAUCUACACUCAGGCCAUCGCCGCCGUCUCCUUGCUGCUCAACCUCGUCGAGUUGCUGCACCUGCUUCAGCUUGCGAUUUCCCACCGGCUGAAGACACGAUACCAGUCCCAGGGCCAAGUGUACCCACCACCGUCCGAGCAGGCGGCAACCGUGGCCCGACGGGAGGCCCCGGAGACCCGAGAAGAGACACCAGAGUCCUACGACGAGAGCCUACCGGUGCCAAGCCAGGCUACAGGCUACACGAACCCCUGUGAAAGCUUUGGCGAUCUGGCCAUAACGGUCAACUGGGAAGCCGCAGAGGCCGGGAGUGAUGUGCUUCCUAGUUAUGUGAACUGCAUGGAGGCUAUGAGAACAUCACGUUCGCCCCGGAACCACUAUGGAGAAAAGGCCAAGAACAACCAUAGGGGAGUUUCAAAACAGAAGCACUAUGUCUAACUGAAGCGCGAUGAAAGCUGGUUUGUUAUUUUUCUAAAUGCUUCUUUGCACAUGACACUGGAGUAAAAGAGGUGCCUAAUAAGAGCUCAAAUAAUUGACAAGAGUUGUACUGUGAACCCAAUGCCUGGGAGGCAACAACACAAUUCAAACAAACAUUGGCCUGAUAACGGACCAAUUUUGGCAGAGACUCCCUGAGGCUACCAAAGAUUCUACUUUACGAUCAUGAGAUACUUUCUUGUUACAGUAGCUUCAAUAUGUUUGUGAGAAAACAUUGUGUUGAGGGCGCUUGUUGUUAUGUGAGCAUUUAAGAGAGCAGGGCAGUACAUCGGCAAUAAAUAAAUACAUUCCCUUGAGGUCUUCGCUGUCACCACUGGAGCGCUUCUCAGUCCGCACGAUGGAAUGUUCUCGUAUCAGCUGUGCUCCCAAGAGGAUAACAGCUGUGCGUAUACACGCAUGCAAGCAUGUACACGUACUGUUUGAUUCCCAUUUCACCCAGUCACAUUCGAUGACUUGGAUUAGGGGGCCAGGGGGUAGAUGACAGAAGGGGGAACCAAACUAUGGACCUCUUGAGGAUUUUGAAUGGCUCACUACAAUGCAAAAAUCGUAUCAAUAGUAUCGGACCCAUGGACCACUGAAUAGCCUCCAGUUGGAAAAAAAAGCUUGAAAUGAGUCUGACUGCAAACUAGAUGGACUAAAGCUGGUACAGAAGGUGCAAAAUCAGUGAAAUAUGUAUUUAUAUCAAAUGUAUCAAUUGCUGUUACUAUUUAUUGUACUGAGGAAAAUAAAGU
Phycodurus eques (leafy seadragon) is the source of this 1971-nucleotide messenger RNA. It is a transcript of the gene gja4, whose product is annotated as gap junction protein alpha 4. Gene Ontology annotation, cellular component: connexin complex. Lineage: Eukaryota; Metazoa; Chordata; Actinopteri; Syngnathiformes; Syngnathidae. The record is from RefSeq and is a predicted model, not a curated record. The transcript is spliced from 2 exons. Gene Ontology annotation, biological process: cell communication. The coding region runs from base 104 to 1183 and encodes 359 amino acids.